AUGCCCAAGCAUAAUUUUCAUGUACUCGUCCAGAUGCUACGAUUGAUUGUUGUGUGUGCUCUGUUUUCCGGGUUUGUUUUGGGCAACAAGGUUUGUACCAAUUCUGGUUUGCAGUCACACACUCUACGCUAUCAAUGGUUUUCCUCCUCAAAAAAUGAAUCUUGGGAAGGACACAAUCCGAAUCAUUUGGGUCUGAUUCCUGGUCAUGAUCAUACCUGGUCCGAAUCAAUUCCUAGGAAAAUGUUGAGGGAGGACGAUGAAAUUAGCUGGAACAUACUGUACAAGAAAACGGAGGGUUCUAAUGGGGUUGGGGGUUUUGGAGCAGGUUUUCUAAAGGAGGUCUCGCUGCACGAUGUGAGGUUGGAUCCUAGUUCGAUUCACGGUGUGGCCCAGCAGACGAAUUUGGAGUAUUUGUUGAUGUUGGAUGUUGAUAGAUUGGUUUGGAGUUUCCGGGAGACGGCCGGUUUGGAGACUCGUGGCGAGCCGUAUGGUGGUUGGGAGUCUCCGAGUAUUGAGCUCCGUGGUCAUUUUGUAGGCCAUUACCUAAGCGCAUCUGCACAAAUGUGGGCGAGCACACAUAACGCCAGUCUCGAAGAAAAGAUGUUGUUACUGGUUUCUGCCCUUUCAGACUGCCAGACUAAGAUAGGCACCGGUUACCUUUCAGCAUUUCCAUCCGAACUGUUUGAUCGUUUUGAGGCUCUAAAAGAAGUGUGGGCCCCGUAUUAUACCAUUCACAAGAUAUUGGCCGGCCUCUUAGAUCAGUACACAUUGGCUGGCAAUUCUCGAGCUUUAAGAAUGGCGACUUGGAUGGUCGACUAUCUCUACAAACGUGUGCAGAACGUUAUUUCAAUGUACACCAUUGAAAGGCAUUGGCUGUCACUAAAUGAAGAAACAGGCGGCAUGAAUGAUGUGCUUUAUAGGUUGUACAUUAUCACGGGUGAUCAAAAGCAUUUAUUAUUGGCCCACUUGUUUGACAAGCCAUGUUUUCUGGGAUUGCUAGCUCUGAAGGCUGAUGACAUAUCUGGUUUUCAUGCCAACACGCAUAUUCCCAUUGUUAUUGGAGCUCAACUGCGGUAUGAAAUUACCGGCGAGCCACUUUAUAAGGAAAUAGGUACAUUUUUCAUGGACAUAGUGAACUCAUCUCACAGUUAUGCCACAGGAGGAACGUCAGUUAGCGAAUUUUGGUCUGAUCCCAAGCGACUGGCCAGCACUCUGCAAACUGAGAAUCAAGAAUCUUGCACAACGUAUAACAUGCUAAAGGUUGCUCGCCACCUCUUUAGAUGGACGAAAGAAAUGGCGUACGCAGAUUAUUACGAAAGGGCGCUUACAAAUGGUGUUUUGGGCAUUCAAAGAGGGAAGGAACCUGGUGUCAUGAUCUACAUGCUUCCUUUUCGUGCUGGUGGCUCUAAGGCAAGAGGGUAUCACGGAUGGGGAAAUAAGUUCGAUUCGUUCUGGUGUUGUUAUGGCACAGGAAUCGAGUCAUUCUCAAAACUAGGAGAUUCAAUAUACUUUGAGGAGGGCAAAGAUUUGGAGCUUUACAUAAUACAAUAUAUACCAAGCACCCUUAACUGGACAAGUGGCCAAAUUCUGCUGACCCAAAAAGUGGAACCUGUAGUGUCGUGGGAUCAAAGGCUUCGAGUAACGAUUACGAUUUCUUCUAAGAGGCAAUCAGAAAGAUUAUCAUCGACACUGAGAUUGAGGAUCCCACUGUGGACACAUUCAAAUGGUUCUAACGCAUCUUUAAAUGGUCAGCAUGUGUCCCUGCCAGCACCAGGUAAGUUCCUAUCUAUUAAUAAACAUUGGAGCUUUGGAGAUGAAAUAACUCUUCAUCUCCCCGUGCUUUUAAGAAGUGAGCAUAUUCAAGAUGACAGAACAGAAUUCGCUUCUAUACAGGCUUUUCUCUACGGCCCAUACCUUCUCGCAGGCCUGUCCAGUGGUGAUUGGGACCUCAAAAUUAAUCUUAGCACGUCCCUUUCGGAUUGCUUGACACCUAUUCCUGCCAAUUAUAAUUCCCAACUAAUCUCUCUCGCGCAAGAAUUCAAGAACUCGACAUUUGUCCUAACAAACUAUGACCAGAUCAUGAAAAUGGAGAAACUUCCCGAGCCCGGAACUGAUGCUGCCCUAAAAUCUACUUUCAGACUCGUAUACCAGUCAAAGGCCGAAAAAUUGGUCAAGCUAGAAUUGUUUGAUUUUCCAGAUACGUUUUUGUCGUCUGCUGAUAAAAGUUCGUCUAUUUUCCGUCUGACCAGUGGGCUGGACGGCGAGAAUGGAACGGUCUCGCUCGAGUCUGAGAGCGAAAAGGGCUGUUUUAUUUAUAGUGGGCUUCUGAGCGGUUCGGACCCGGGCGUAAAGCUCAACUGCAGUUCAGGCCCAUUUGAUGAUGCUGGGUUUCGACAAGCAGCAAGCUUUAUGUUGCGGCAUGGAUCUAGCGAAUAUGAUCCGAUUAGCUUCGUGGCGAAAGGGGUUAGAAGGAACUUUGUGCUUGCUCCUUUACUUAGCUUGAGGGAUGAGUCUUACACAGUGUAUUUCAAUACAUCAGUGUAA
Messenger RNA from Striga hermonthica, 2544 nucleotides. The record is from the annotation of a GenBank genome assembly. Lineage: Eukaryota; Viridiplantae; Streptophyta; Magnoliopsida; Lamiales; Orobanchaceae.